This is a messenger RNA of Phyllostomus hastatus (greater spear-nosed bat), 1990 nucleotides long. It is a transcript of the gene SLC38A7, whose product is annotated as solute carrier family 38 member 7. NCBI's taxonomy places the organism in Eukaryota, Metazoa, Chordata, Mammalia, Chiroptera, Phyllostomidae. The transcript is spliced from 12 exons. The record is from RefSeq and is a predicted model, not a curated record. Bases 566 to 1957 code for a protein of 463 amino acids. Gene Ontology annotation, biological process: amino acid transmembrane transport. Gene Ontology annotation, molecular function: L-histidine transmembrane transporter activity; L-leucine transmembrane transporter activity; L-asparagine transmembrane transporter activity.
GGCAGGAGGUUGAAGCGGUGGAGGGUGGAAGCGCUAGGACCCCGGGUACCCAGAUCCCCGACCGCAGGAGAGUCCUGACCGCUCCCUGCAGGGGGCUCCGAAGCCCGGCGUCCUCGGUCGCACGCCUGCCGUCGGUUGGUCGGUCUCUGCCCGGUCUCCAGCCUGUCCUAGGCCCGGAUCGAUUUGCGGAGCCCUUCCCCAGUUUACCCCAAAGCAGCCCAUUCUUCUCACUACAGAGGCAGCCGGGCUCAGUUCCCUUAACUUUGCUGACCAGUGCAGAAACCGCUCAAACUCUUCACUGCUAACAGCACAUUUUAAGUAAAGCCUUGAAGGAAAAAAAAAAAAAAAAGGAAGAAGGAAAGAAAAAGAAACUUGGGAGCAGAGACAGAAGUGAAGAGAAUCAGAUCCCACAUCUUUGCAGAGACCCUCCACCACGGCCCGUCAGGUGGACGAGCAGGCUGAGACGAGCCAGAGCCCAUGGGCCUCCUAGGAGAACAGCUCUGAACAGGCGAUGUGGUCGUGAGGGAGACUCUGCAGGCCCUGCAGGAAGAGGGCUCUCGGGGCCAUGGCCCAGGUCAGCAUCAACAGUGACCUUGGCGAGUGGGGCUUCAGCACGGAUGCCGGGGAGCGGGCCCGUCUGCUGCAGAGUCCCUGUGUGGACUCGGACCCUAAGGGGGAGGCGGAGGCCUCUCCUGAAAGUCUGAGCGGAGGUGCCACGUCCACAUUUGGGGCCAUCUUCAUUGUGGUCAACGCCUGCCUGGGUGCAGGAUUGCUCAACUUCCCAGCAGCCUUCAGCACUGCCGGGGGUGUGGCAGCUGGCAUCUCCCUGCAGAUGGGCAUGCUGGUUUUCAUCAUCAGCGGCCUGGUCAUCCUGGCCUACUGCUCCCAGGCCAGCAAUGAGCGGACCUACCAGGAGGUGGUGUGGGCUGUGUGUGGCAAGGUGACGGGCGUGCUGUGUGAGGUGUCCAUUGCCAUCUAUACCUUCGGCACCUGCAUCACCUUUCUCAUCAUCAUCGGGGACCAACAGGACAAAAUCAUUGCUGUGCUGGCAAAGGAGCCUGAGGGGACCGGCAGCAGCCCCUGGUACACGGACCGCAAGUUCACCAUCAGCCUCACUGCCUUCCUCUUCAUCCUGCCCCUUUCCAUCCCCAGGGAGAUCGGCUUCCAGAAAUACGCCAGCUUCCUGAGCGUCGUGGGCACCUGGUACGUCACCGCCAUCGUAAUCAUCAAAUAUAUCUGGCCGGAUAAAGAGAUGACCCCAGGGGACGUCCUGACCAGGCCAGCUUCCUGGAUGGCCGUGUUCAACGCCAUGCCCACCAUCUGCUUUGGAUUUCAGUGCCACGUGAGCAGCGUGCCCAUCUUCAACAGCAUGCGGCAGCCCGAGCUGAGGACGUGGGGCGGGGUGGUGACGGCCGCCAUGGCCAUAGCCCUCGCCGUGUACACAGGCACAGGCGUCUGUGGUUUCCUGACCUUUGGCGCUUCCGUGGACCCUGACGUGCUCCUGUCCUACCCCUCCAAUGACGUGGCCGUGGCCGUGGCCCGUGCCUUCAUCAUCCUGAGCGUGCUCACCUCCUACUCCAUCCUGCACUUCUGCGGCCGGGCGGUGGUGGAAGGCCUCUGGCUGCGCUACCAGGGCGUGCCCGUGGAGGAGGACGUGGGCCGGGAGCGGCGGCGGCGAGUGCUGCAGACGCUGGUCUGGUUCCUGCUCACCCUGCUGCUGGCGCUCUUCAUCCCCGACAUCGGCAAGGUCAUCUCAGUCAUCGGGGGCCUGGCCGCUUGCUUCAUCUUCGUCUUCCCAGGGCUGUGCCUCAUUCAAGCCAAACUCUCUGAGAUGGAGGAAGUCAAGCCAGCCAGCUGGUGGGUGCUGGUUGCUUACGGCGUCCUCUUAGUCACCCUGGGAGCCUUCAUCUUCGGCCAGACCACAGCCAAUGCCAUCUUUGUGGACCUGUUGGCAUAACCACGGCCUCCCGAGGACCACACGGCCUUUGUC